CACGCCCACACCGCACGCCAGCAAGACUUUUGGCCACGCCCCCUGCUGAGCGACCACGCCCACACCGGAAGUUUCUCAUCGAGCGGAAGGGGCGGGGCGCAGCGGGCUAUGGCGGCCGUAGGAGGGGAGGAUGGCGGUGGUGGCGGUGCGGGCCUGGCUUUGGCCUUGGUGGAAGGCAGCGCCGGGCGGGCCGCCCGCGUCGGGGACCCGGGGGACUUGGUGGCGCUGGCCCGGCAGGUGCAGCAGGCAGAUGAGUAUGUUCGAGCCAAUGCCUGCAACAAGCUGUCUGUCAUUGCUGAGCAGAUCCGGUGCUUGCAGGAGCAGGCUCGGAAGGUUUUGGAAGAUGCUAACAGGGAUGCUGAUCUGCACCACGUGGCCUGCAACUUAGUGAAGAAGCCAGGAAACAUUUACUACUUGUAUAGGAGGGAGAGUGGCCAAAAGUACUUCUCCAUCCUGUCUCCGAAGGAGUGGGGGACCAGCCCCCACGAGUUUCUCGGUGCCUAUAAGCUGCAGCACGACAUGUCCUGGACGCCUUUCGAGGACAUUGAGCGACGAGAUGCUGAAAUAAACAUCUUGGACAAACUGCUGAGCCGGCAGGCAGCGCUCCCCCCCUGCACAGAGCCCAACUUCCAGGGCCUCACCAAAUGAUGUGAAGUGUGUUGGCUGUACAGGACCUCUGAACAGAGCUGAUGCCUGAGGACAGGCAGUGCCUGAGCGUUGCCAAAGGCAGGGCAAGGAAAGAGACCAAGAAAUGAAAAUGCUGAUGCUGCCAGUACUUGCUCUUUGCUUUAGUAAGACUAAUUCUGAAUUCAGUCUUACUGGAUUUUCUAGUAAUCAAGUAACUUAUUUCUUUGACUUAUGCCAAGCUUCAACAAGAGGCAGAUGAUAUCAGAUGGAGUAAUUUCAAAAGGACUUGGGGCAAAAAGCAAAUAUGCUUGGGGCAGAUUGAUUGUGUUAUAAAAUAUGUCCUACCCAUCUGGCUGUGGCAUACCUCACUGAGACUGUGUGUGGCAGGUAGUGAUUUCAGGUCUGGAUUUUGGCCCUUAUUACAACACACACAUUUAGGAAGCCCUGUGGCAUGGGAAGAGUGGUUGAGGUCGCAUGCAAUGAGGUCUGUUGUUCCUUGUUCCCUUUCUAGUGGGGAUUUGUUCAUUUCAGACCAAGUAGGGCUCCUCCUGGCCCUUGCACUGCAGCAGAGGAGGUUUUGGUGCUUGGCUUGAGACCCGAAGAUGGGGAUGCUGCAGCUCUGGCUUCUCCCAGGUCACCCUCAGCUCAUCACUGCACCAGGCUUCUCUCGUUGCAGUGCUGCCAUCAGCCCAGCCCCAUCCUGCUGUGCUUCUCUGUGGCUGGCAGAAAUCUUCUCAGAGUCAGCGUAGGAUUUUGGAAGAAGCUUUUCCCAGCUCACCCUCCCUCACUUAGAGCACUGGGCAAAUUAAAAGCAAUGUGUUGUUAUUA
This is a messenger RNA of Lagopus muta (rock ptarmigan), 1455 nucleotides long. RefSeq names its product chromosome 21 C1orf50 homolog (gene C21H1orf50). The transcript is spliced from 4 exons. The record is from RefSeq and is a predicted model, not a curated record. Bases 109 to 648 code for a protein of 179 amino acids. NCBI's taxonomy places the organism in Eukaryota, Metazoa, Chordata, Aves, Galliformes, Phasianidae.